CUGACGGAGCCGAGGUGGAGGACAAGGACAGACCGACCGGAGAGGCUCCUCCGCCCGCUGCGGUGCGCGCACACUCCCGGUGCGGCAGAUCCACAGAUCCCCCUCGUCUCCAGAUGUGCUUCCGUCCAGCUGUGCUCGUCAUAUUCACCCAGCGACCAGAUGAUGUGGCAGCGUCUCUUCAGUGGGAGCAGCUCACUGAGACAACAUCAUGUCCAGCUCUCAGAGGGACAACGGCUCUGCAGAGGCCAAGAAAUCAGACCUGAGAGAGAAGAAGUGCUCUUGGGCCUCCUAUAUGACGAACUCCCCGACCAUGAUCGUCAUGAUCGGCCUGCCUGCGAGAGGGAAGACGUACAUGUCAAAGAAACUCACACGGUACCUCAACUGGAUCGGAGUCCCAACCAAAGUGUUUAACUUGGGCGUGUACCGCAGGGAGGCCGUCAGAGCGUACAAGUCCUACGACUUCUUCCGCCACGACAACCAGGAAGCCAUGAAAAUAAGGAAACAGUGUGCUCUGGUAGCUCUGCGGGAUGUGAGGGCUUACCUGACGGAGGAGGGAGGUCAGAUCGCGGUUUUUGAUGCAACAAACACAACAAGAGAACGUAGAGACCUCAUUCAAGCCUUUGUGAAGGAAUAUGCAUUCAAGGUGUUCUUCGUGGAGUCAGUGUGUGACGACCCUGAGGUGAUAGCUGCUAAUAUUCUGGAAGUGAAGGUGUCCAGUCCAGACUACCCUGAGAGACACAGAGAGAGAGUAAUGGACGACUUUCUCAAACGCAUCGAGUGCUACAAGGUCACAUAUCAACCGUUAGAUCCUGACAACUACGACAAGGACCUGUCGUUUAUCAAGGUGAUAAACGUGGGCCGGCGUUUCCUGGUGAACCGGGUGCAGGACUACAUCCAGAGCAAGAUCGUCUACUACCUCAUGAACAUCCACGUGCACUCUCACUCCAUCUACCUGUGCCGCCACGGAGAGAGCCACCACAACGUUGAGGGCCGCAUCGGGGGAGACUCCGAGCUUUCUCCCCGAGGGAAACAGUUCGCCCGUGCACUGCGAGAGUUCAUCGAGGAGCACAAACUGUCAGAUUUGAAGGUUUGGACGAGUCAGCUGAGAAGAACGAUCCAGACAGCGGAGGAGCUCGGGGUUCCUUAUGAACAGUGGAAGAUACUGAACGAGAUAGACGCUGGUGUGUGUGAGGAGAUGACCUAUGAGAUCAUCGAGAACACUUUCCCAGAGGAGUUUGCUUUGAGAGACCAGGACAAGUAUCACUAUCGCUACCCAGGAGGAGAGUCCUACCAGGACCUCGUUCAGCGACUGGAGCCGGUUAUCAUGGAGUUGGAGAGACAGGCCAAUGUGUUGGUCAUCUGCCACCAGGCCGUGAUGCGAUGUUUGUUGGCGUACUUCCUGGACAAAAGUGCAGAAGAUCUGCCGUACAUGAAGUGUCCGCUCCACACUGUGCUCAAACUCACUCCUGUGGCGUACGGUUGCAAAGUGGAACUGUUCUAUCUUAACGUGGAGGCCGUAAACACACAUCGAGACCGGCCUCUCUAUUUCAUCUCCUACCAGGAUAAAAUCCCGAGGGACUCUGCUCUCAUACCUCGGCGGAAUAGUUACACUCCCUUGUCCAGUCACGACCAGGUCAAGCGUCCCAGGCUCUACAGUGCAGGCAACCCGCCCUGGCUACCGCUUGCCCCCACGCCAUCAGCUCUGAUGCCAGAGGGACGGCAAAGCCAAGAGUCCCUGUGCGAAGGAAUCGACUUUGACAGCCCAGAGGAAACUAGUGGCUGUGUCCGCUUCUGAGUGAGGAGGAAGAGUUUUCUUCCUCACGGCACAAAUGAAGUUUUGGAUUCAGAAGACGGAUAGAAUUAUUUUUAAGCUACGAUUUUAGAAAUCAAGAUCAGAUAUGAAUGAAGUCAAAGAGUUUGUGUUUAAAAACCAUCUGGACACAAGGUCUUUUUUGUUUCUUUAUAUCUGCAGUGUCUGUUUGUCUCUGCAUGCUGAGGCUUUGACCUGGAGGCCUCAUCAUUAGUAUCAUAAACUCUUCUGCAUGUGCAAAAAAUCAAUCAGCCAAACAACACAACACAACUGGCAACUAAUCCUCAUUGGACUGUAAAUAAUAUAAAGCCUUACUGAUCAUUACAUAUACUGAGGAUCAGCUCCUCUGGAAGCUUCUCAAUACAAGCACAUUAUUAUGAUGAAAAUCUAUUUUUACCUUUGCAAACAGAUCAUGUUAUAAGGUAGACGCUGUAAAAAACGUUUUAUAAUAUAAAUCUGCUUAUCUUAUAUAUAAACAUCUUCACUUGUGAAGCCAUCCUGUGUUGCCUCAUCUUAUAGAUCUGACAGACUGAACUGAACAGGAUUCUGAAGGAAGAUUAAAAUGCUGUAUAAAGAUUCAUCCCCCUGUAAUAGAAUAAUUACUUGACAUAUUGUCCCAGCAGCAGGUAACAGAUUUAACUUUCUAUCACCAGCUGCUGUUUGCAAUGUUUUUAUGUCUCAAUCAGCUCUAGAUGAUAAAUAUUCAUCUGUCGAUCAUAGUUUUUCAUGCUUAUGUUUUCUUUGAGGGGAUUUGUGCAACUGAAGUUUAACACAUUGAAGGUAUGAUUGCUGUUUUGUUGAGAUCCUUUGUUCAAGUUAUCAAACAAAGAAUUUGCUUUAUUUUUUAAGUUUCCUCAACAUCACCUUUUUAGUGACUGAUGGAAAGUGGUACAAGUUUCAUUUGGUGAUUGUGUAAGGUUUGAUCAUUGAUGAAUUAUUGCCCUGCUCGAAGCAGCCUCCUCGUGCCUUGUUAGCGGACAAUAAAAGUGAGUCUUGACGAGUUCAAAUUCAAAUCUGUUAUUGAUUGUUUUGACUUUCAUUGUAUUGUCCGUUGUUAUAGGAAAAACUUUGUCAAUAUUAUUAUUAAAGAACUAAAUGAAAUAAAGAAGAUGA
Messenger RNA from Paralichthys olivaceus (Japanese flounder), 2923 nucleotides. NCBI's taxonomy places the organism in Eukaryota, Metazoa, Chordata, Actinopteri, Pleuronectiformes, Paralichthyidae. The record is from RefSeq and is a predicted model, not a curated record.